Messenger RNA from Salvelinus fontinalis (brook trout), 6775 nucleotides. RefSeq names its product PPARGC1 and ESRR induced regulator, muscle 1 (gene perm1b). Gene Ontology annotation, biological process: regulation of DNA-templated transcription; response to muscle activity. Lineage: Eukaryota; Metazoa; Chordata; Actinopteri; Salmoniformes; Salmonidae. The record is from RefSeq and is a predicted model, not a curated record. Gene Ontology annotation, cellular component: cytoplasm; nucleus. The transcript has 4 exons. The coding region runs from base 96 to 4031 and encodes 1311 amino acids.
CACAGGCAAGGACAGGGGGACACAAGAGGACAAACACACAGCAUGUCACUGCUGCAGGAAAAGCUGAACCUGGAGACUUUAUACUCAUCCCACAGAUGCAGGAGCCUGUGAAGGUUGCCAUGGAUGACUUAGACCACAGUGUGCACAUAGCGGAGCGUGACUGGGACAGCUUCUAUAAGGAGAGUGAGGAAUGCUCUCUGCCACAGCCCGAGCUCGCAAGCUCAGACGACUUGGGCCUCAGUGAUGAGGAACCAGAGGAUUCUGUGUGUCCAGUGUUUCCGGCCUUAGGCAAUGUCCAAGAUGACCCCCGGCAGCAGAAUGCAGCUCCAAACACUGCCAUCCCAUCUGAGCUCAGUGUUAAGGAAGAGGCUACCCUCAGAGAGGAUUUCAUCUGUACAGACCUGCCUGUAAAGAUUUGUGAGAGUGGCUCUGAAGAAACACAACUAAAUGAUCCAUUGAGCUUAACUGAGGAAGAGGGUGGUGCUCUCUUGGACAGGGUCUUUGACAACUCCCCCCAUGCACAGAAAGAAUCAGAUUCUGGCUACUAUGGAGAAAACAGAGAAUCUGGCUACUUUGAAGAAAACAGCCUCACCACAGAGUUGGUAAAAGAAACCCCAGGAGAGACUGCUGAGCAGAACACAGAAGAGACCUCUAGAAACCAGGACGUAACAAAAAAUCUGGGUUCAGUUCCAGAAUCUUCUAGCAACACGUGCAUAGCUAACAGUGACCCCUCUGGGGCCUGUGAUGUCUCAGAUAUCAAAGGAUUCGACAGAGAGCUGCCAAGCGAAGGUGGCACUGGUACAUUACAUGACAUCUUAACACCCCUCUCCCUACAGCCUGUUCCACUGCCACCCCAAGACCUGUAUCCAGGCCAAAAUAUCAGCCAGGAGCAGCUGUUGUGCCACACAGAAACAGCUAUAUUAUGCGAGAGACACGCCAGAGUGGCGCCAAGGGAAGAAAAAGAGCGCUGGUUUGUGACCGUGAACGAAAGUCCAGCGCCUCACAGAGUGCAUGCUGCCACCGCGGUGAGAAAAAAACGAAGAAAAAAAAAAACUUGUAGGAAUUCAGUCCCACGGGGCCACCACACCUCAGAGGGGCCAGACCCUCCCCCUGAGAGUGAGUCAGAGAUAGAUGUAGACGUAAUGGAGGAAUCUAACGGACAGGAGACCAUGAAUGAGUUUAGUACCCAGUCAUGCAAUAAGUCAAAACCACUGACAGACACACACACGUUGCCAAAUAAUUUUCGUAGAGAAGUCCAUAUCGAGUUUCCCAAAAUAAAUGUGAGCUAUUCAGAGUUACCCCCUCUCUUUUCAGCAUUAAGCUCUUCAUCAUCAUUCAGUGAAGAAGUGAAUGUUUCUACAGAGUCGCCCCUUCAGAGGGAUGACUCUACCGAGGCGCUCGACCCAGAGUCAUCUAUAGAAGAAAACAAACAGGAAAAUUACAGCUCAGCCGUUGGCUUAAAAAGGUCAGUAGACCAUCCAUUAUCCAAACUACAACACCUAUUAUUUGCACUUCACUGCUCUGAGUCUGCGUACUCGAAUGAGGAAGGGGAACUAUUUUACACCACCAGCAUCAGCUAUGAUUCUGAAGAGGAGUAUGUCUCAGCCACAGAAAUGGAGGAUACUAACACACCUUCCAGUGAGAUAGAUUCCACUCUCUCCGCCUCUCUUUCCCUACAAACCCAUACUGCUAAUUCACAGCCACUAAUUCAGGAAGACUGUCUAAAUUUCCCCUUGUUGUCACAACGUGAAGGUUAUGAAAACACAGCUGACCAGGCUUACAUCGAGUCUGUCAGAACAUGUCCCUCCACUGGUCACAGUAACAGUAACCCUAUAAUGUCAGAGGAAAGCUCAGUGCCGGCUGAUUCAAACCACAGCCCUGACUCCCACAUGACUAAUGAGACACCAGCACACAGAGUUGGUAAGCCACUUACAGUCUGGGAACAUUUACCACAGACGAACACUUCGGAAGAUCAACCUCCUCUUCCUCUUCCCGAAGUAACAGUGACACCAACAGAAAACCCUGAAACAUCGUAUAAUGCAUCAGACCCCACUCGCCCAGUGUAUGCCAUCUCUGCUUUUUGGGAUGAAAUGGAAAAAUUGACGAUUAAAGACAUCUUGCACCUCAGGGUAUGCAGAAGCCCAUCUCCCCCGAAGGAGACCCUCCAUCCUCAGGAAUCUGACAGUGCACGUGUUGAUGUCACAGUCACAGACGCAGACAUGCUGAACAGUUCCCUGACUGAUAUUGAGGAAUACUAUUCACAAGACAGCUUACUAAUGGACACUUCCGAUACUGCAGACUCUGACUAUUUCACACACAACGAUGACUCCCCCAAGCCAGACCGCUCGAGUUGCGAGUUCUCUACCUUCUCCGAUUUUGACGAAGAGUACAUACCAUUUUUCAGCACUAGCUCAAUCCCCAGCCCUGAGCUUGGGAACUUCGAACGGAGAAGAUCAGAGUCUCCCUGCUCAGGAGCCAUCUCACAGGAGGAUGAAACAGACUCCAGUACUGGCCUGACCACUCCUGUUGACUGUGAGGAGCUUGCAGCACUAUCCUCCUCCUCUGAAGACAGCAUCCCCAACGAAGACAGCAUCUCCAACACCAGCCUCCUCCCAGAAGCUACAUGCCUGAAAAGGAUCAGGAAGAGCAGAAGCAUGCUCAACAUUGUGCAAGAUCUGGAGGUAGCUCAAGUAGAGACGCAGCUGAAAGACAUGCACAAUGCCCAAGCUCUGGAUGUCGAGAAGCAACUGAAAGACAUGUGCAAUGUACAAGCAGCUCUGGAGGUCGACAUGCAGCUGAAAGACGUGCACAAUGUACAAGCUCUGGUGGCAGAGAUGCAGCUAAAGGACGUGCCCAUUGUACAAGGUCUGGAUAUAGAGAUGAGGCCAAAAGACAUGUGCAAUGCCCAAGCUCUGGAGGUCGAGAUGGAGCUAAAGGACAUGCUCGAGGAAGCCGAAAAGAGCUUAUUUCUCAACAGCUGUCAGGACUUAGACAUUGCGGAGAAUCCUGUUCUUGCAGUGAUUGAUAGAAUCAUCCGAAUGCCCUCCCCAAUUCUACCCAAUACAGACAUACUGGACGAGCGCUACAGAAUCACCUUUCCAGAACUAUACGAGUACCUGUUCACAGAGGAUGUCCUCUCUGUCUACAAGUCCCUUUUGUCUACGUCAGUGGCUGAGUGCUGUUAUGAGUACUCUCUCUCUAAGUACGGAGCUGGAGUGUUAUUCCCUCCCCUGGUCCAGCAGUCCCUGCAUGGUGAAGGAGAACCAGUCCCCAUCUUCUCCUGCUCUCGCUCGGCUGCACGAGACCUCAGGUCCCCCGAACUGGAAGAUUUUCUCUUCCCACAACAAGACACAUAUCUCGAAUCCGAGGAGGAUGACUGCUCCCCUAUCCGAGUGGUGACUCGCUCCGACAUCCAGGCCAAAGAGGCUGUGUCCUUCUCCUCGUCCGCUUCUGCAGUCCCAGAUGGUUACCCACCAAACACCCACUUCUACAGCCAGAGAGGCUGGACAGGGAACUGGAAGAGUCUGCUCUCCCUGAGGAGGAUCCGCUUCCCAGGAAUGGGCAGCACUAGCAGUAGCUGGUGCUGGAGGUCUGGUGCCUGGAUGUCUCCACCUGUGGGUCAGGCUCAGAGGGCUUUUCCCCCUCCCAUUACACCGAGCAGCCAAGCUGAUACAAUUGUCAAUGAGGCAACCAGGAUCUCCCCUCCUCCACCUGAGGUCAUUCAACUCGGACACCAGAUCUUCAGACAGCUUUCAGAGAAGCAGAGACGAUUCAAAAGCCUACAGACAACCGUCUCAGUGUCAAAAAAAGAUGGCAUCCUCUUCUCACUGAAGCAGUCUGACAUGUGUCUGGUCUGUAUUGCCUUUGCCUCCUGGGUACUGAGGUCAGCAGAUCCAAUGGCUACAGAUACAUGGAAAGCAGCUCUGCUGGCAAAUGUGAGUGCCAUAUCUGCCAUCCAGUAUCUUCGGCGCUACGUGGUGAAGAGAAGGGAAGCUGGAGAUCUGAAUGAUUCAACUGAAGAUAAGGCAUGAUAUAUAGCUAUUGCUUCUAGAGAAACCUUUCCAGACAUUUUAACUUGGGUCCAUAGGAGUGUCAUAAGAGUUUCAUACAACGUAGAAACACGAACAACCAUUUACAGUUGAAGUCGGAAGUUUACAUACACCUUAGCCAAAUACAUUUAAACUCAGUUUUCACAAUUUCUGACAUUUAAUCCUAGUAAACAUUCCCUGUCUUAGGUCAGUUAGGAUCACCACUUUAUUUUAAGAAUGUGAAAUGUCAGAAUAAUAGAAGAGAAUUAUUUAAUUCAGCUUUUAUUUUCUUUCAUCACAUUCCCAGUGGGUCAGAAGUUUACAUACACUCAAUUAGUAUUUGGUAGCAUUGCCUUUAAAUUGCUUAACUUGGGUCAAACUUUCCGGUAGCCUUCCACAAGCUUCCCACAAUAAGUUGGGUGAAUUUUGGCCCAUUCCUCCUUACAGAGCUGGUGUAACUGAGUCAAGUUUGUAGGCCUCCUUGCUCACACACGCUUUUUCAGUUCUGCCAACAAAUUUUCUAUAGGUUUGAGGUCAGGGCUUUGUGAUGGCCACUCCAAUAUCUUGACUUUGUUGUCCUUAAGCCAUUUUGCCACAACUUUGGAAGUAUGCUUGGGGUCAUUGUCCAUUUGAAAGAACCAUUUGCGACCAAGUUUUAACAUCCUGACUGAUGUUUUGAGAUGUUGCUUCAAUAUAUCCACAUAAUAUGCCUUUCUCAUGAUGCCAUCUAUUUUGUGAAGUGCACCAGUCCCACCUGCAGCAAAGCACACCACAACAUAAUGCUGCCACCCCUGUGCUUCACAGUUGGGAUGGUAUUCUUCAGCUUGCAAGCCUCCCCCUUUUCCUCCAAACAUAACGAUGGUCAUUAUGGCCAAACAGUUCUAUUUUAGUUUCAUCAGACCAGAGGACAUUUCCCCAAAAAGUACUAUCUUUGUCCCCAUGUACAAUUGCAAACCGUAGUCUGGCUUUUUUAUGUCGGUUUGGAGCAGUGGCUUCUUCCUUGCUGAGCGGCCUUUCGAUAUAGGACUAGUUUUACUGUGGAUAUAGAUACUUUGUCCUGUUUCCUCCAGCAUCUUCACAAGGUCCUUUGCUGUUGUUCUGGGAUUGAUUUGCACUUUUCGCACCACAGUACGUUCAACUCUGGGAGACAGAACGGGUCUCCUUCCUGAGCCUUAUUACAGCUGCGUGGUCCCAUGGUGUUUAUACUUGCGUACUAUUGUACAGAUGAACGUGGUACCUUUAGGCAUUUGGAAAUUGCUCCCAGGGAUGAACCAGACUUGUGGAGGUCUACAAUUUGUUUUCUGAGGUCUUGGCUGAUUUCUUUUGAUUUGCCCAUGAUGUCAAGCAAAGAGGCACUGAGUUUGAAGGUAGGCCUUUAAAUACAUUCACUGGUACACCUCCACUUGACUCAAAUUAUGUAAAUUAGCCUAUCGGAAGCUUCUAAAGCCAUGACAUCAUUUUCUGGAAUGUUCCAAGCUUUAAAGGCACAGUCAACUUAGUGUAUGUAAACUUCUGACCCACUGGAAUUGUGAUACAGUGAAUUAUAAGUGAAAUUAUCUGUCUGUAAACAAUUGUUGGAAAAUUAACUUGUGUCAUGCACAAAGUAGAUGUCCUAACCGACUUGCCAAUACUAUAGUUUGUUAACAAGAAAUUUGUAGAGUGGUUGAAAAACGAGUUUUAAUGACUCCAACCCAAGUGUAUGUUACCUUCCGACUUCAACUGUAUAUCUCAAUCACAGUAGUAAUUGCCAUUGCAUUACACCGUUUUUACUGGCAGGACAGUAUAAGUAAAGUUAAUAAGCAUUCUAAUCCACAUAGGGGCAGUUUUCCGGGUACAGAUUAAAUCUAGUCCGGGACAAAGAAAAGCAGGCUCAAUGGAGAAUCUCCAUCGAAAGUGCUUUUUAGUCUGGUACUGGGCUUAAUCUGUGUCUGGGACACAGGCCACUAAUGUUUUAUUCAACAGGAAGCUUGAGCUGGUAAAUGAUAUUAGAUUUUGACAGUGAGACAUUACCUAAAUUACGAUGUUCAGUAUGCAAAUAUUUCUCAGACAGCAUUAAACACACCUAAAUAGCAGGGAUAAAAAUGUUCUGGGUGAACGGAGGUUGAUGUGGACCAUAGAGACUAAUAGAGACUGUGCAGUAUGUCAAUGUAACUUUACAGUAACAUGGUAAGCAUGACUAUGUGGUGCCUUCAUGUAAUAAAACAGAGUAUUUGGGUCUUGUAAAAAGCAUUUGUUGUGAUUAAGUCAGUCAGCACGAUCAGUUCCUACAUUUUAUCAAGAGAAUUUGAAAGCUAACCAUAGUGUCUAUUUUUGACAAAUGUGCAAAGCAAAAUUAACGCAAUUUGUAUGUAGAAAGUCUAUGUGGAGAAAAUGGAUUUGUCAAGAGUUACGUGUAAGUCAAAGAUGUCAGUCAGCCUGGUAGGUUUGUGUUGAUGCUCGGAGAGAGGCUACAGCCUACAGUAUAUGUCUUUGCUUUGUCAUGCAUGCAAACGGGAGAAACGUGCUAAAUAUUCUGUGCUUGCAAAAAGGGAGAUGUGCAACAUUUCAUGUGAAUGUACAUGGUCAACGUACGUAUCGUUUAUUGCACAUGGUCAACGAGGUAUAGUUUAUUGUACAUGGUCAACGUACGUAUAGUUUAUUGCACAUGGUCAACGUACGUAUAGUUUAUUGUACAUGGUCAACGUACGUAUAGUUUAUUGCACAUGGUCAACGUACGUAUAGUUUAUUGUACAUGGUCAACGUACGUA